GUUUUGUGACGUUUUACGCAGUACACAAGAGAACUCGUUAGGUAAAGAACUUACACGUUAUGAAAACUAUAAAAUCUGUAUUUUUUGUUCAGAGAAGGGCCUUUAGUGCCACCAAUGUAAACGGAUUUGUGAAACAAUAUUCAACAGAUGCUUCAGCAUUUGCUCAAGAAAAUGUUAGCCAGAACUCCACUUCCAGCACCUCUUCACCCAUCACCACAGAGAUGGAAUCUGACAGUCCAAUCACUGCAUAUAAAAAGCGCAUUGCCUUAGGACAGCUACAACAAGAUGAUUACCAAAUGACUGUUGUAGAGCGGCUCCAAAGUCUCUAUAAUAAAAUAGACAGCUAUGAACCUCCAUCAGGAACUGUCAACUGGAUAUCCAAGACAUUUGGAUUUGGAGCAAAGAAUGUUGAAAACAAACCAAAGGGUCUAUAUCUCCAUGGACAUGUUGGUACUGGGAAGACGAUGCUAAUGGACAUGUUUUAUCAACAUUGUAAAGUGAGAAGAAAACAGCGUGUUCAUUUCCACAAAUUCAUGCUGGAUGUACAUAAAAGAGUGCACAUUUUGAAGCAGUCGGUGCCCAGACAGUACAAUGUCAGGAAAACACAGUCGUUUGACCCAAUUCCUCCCGUUGCAAAGGAGAUCAGUAACGAGGCCUGGCUCCUGUGUUUUGAUGAAUUUCAGGUGACAGAUAUUGCAGAUGCUGUAAUACUUAAGAAGCUCUUUACAGAAUUAUUUAACUGUGGAGUGGUAGUGGUAGCCACUUCAAAUCGACCACCUGAUGAUUUGUACAAAAAUGGUCUGCAGCGAGGCAAUUUUGUGCCUUUCAUUGGGGAAUUAAAGAAAAAUUGUGAUGUUGUGAGUCUCAACACUGGUGUGGAUUAUAGAAUGAACACUCUGCCAGCCGAGGGGAAAAUCUACUUCCUGACGGGGGAUGGGAAGGCUGAGGAGAAGAUAGAUGAGAUUUUCCAAGCCCUCAUUGCAGAGCAGGAAGAGCAAGUAAUUGGGUCUCGAGUUCUGGAUGUACUAGGGAGAAAGGUUCUGUUACCAGAGACAUGUGGUGCUAUACUGAAGACAGACUUUGAUUUUAUGUGUAAGCAGGCACGUGGAGCGAUUGAUUAUUUAGAAAUCAGCAAGGAGUUUCACACAGUAAUCCUAGAGAACAUCCCCAAAAUGACUCUGUUCAACAAGACCGAGGCUCGGCGGUUCAUCACACUGGUGGAUACUUUCUACGAUAACAAGGUUCGGUUGGUGUGUUCAGCUGCAGCCAAACCUAAGGACUUAUUUGGUGCUGGAGACAUCAGUCAGAAGAACUAUGACGACAACAGGAAUCUGAUGGAUGACUUAGGGAUUCAAGAGAAAUCGGACCUUGCCCAGUCCAGUAUAUUUACUGGAGAAGAGGAGCUGUUUGCGUUUGAGAGGACCGUGUCCAGGCUGACGGAGAUGCAGACCGAGGAAUACUGGAACCUCCGGAGCUCAGUGGAAAACUCUGGCAGCUGAUGAUGUGUCAACUUAGGAAACUUUAUAUUUAUUCAACAGAGUACCCCAAUUAAAAGUCUGUGAUUAUUUUGUACAUAUUCAUGUACAAGAGGCUGUUUUUAAUUUACCCCAUUUAUUUAGUACAUCUAGAUUUUGGUGAACUAUGCAAUAUGCAUUGACUGAUGCUAGAAUAUUUGUAUCAAGUCCAUAUCAAUGAAAUAUGAGCUGGUAUUUGACAAUGUCAAUAUUUUAAACAAAUUAUGAACUUAUGAUAACCCAUAUACACAUGUACACUCUACACAAGUAUAAUUAUAUUCAAAAGUAGUAAUUCUCCUGAUUUUUUUUUGGCCUGUACAAUUACAUUUAUGAAAAAACCAUGUCCCAAUUUGCUCAAAAGAAAACCAAUGAUAUCUGAUUGAUGUGAUCACUAGAGCUCUCCCUUAGGUGGGAGAAAUAACUGUGAACUACUACCGUGCAGUAUGUAUAAUUUCAGUCAAAACAUUUUUUUCAGAACUGUCGCUUUAGAUGCAUAUAAGUUGGCAUAAUAUAUUUCGAGAUUUUAAUGUUAAAUCUUCAAUAUAUACUUAAGGGGAGGGGAGAUAAGUGUUAGUGAAUGGGACACUUUCAAGCAAUAUUUUUAUUUUUACAUUUACAGAAUUUUUAUUUUAUUUUGGUGUCAAUUGUUUGAUAGAUGGACUUUUAAGACAAAAGCUAUACAGGGGAGUUUUCUUACCCUCUUACCCUCAUAUUAAACCAAAUUGUCCAGAAUAAUAAAGCAUCCUGACUCACCAAUAUUACACUAUUUUACAUCCUGAAUUAUAAAAAACUGUUUCCAUAAAACUUCAUCAUAAAGAUGAAGAGUCUUAAUUGUUGACACACAGGUUGUUGCUUUAAUUUGCUUAUCAUUUGGAUACCACAAGGUAGAUCUUAUCAGGGAUUCAUUGAAUGUAGAUACAUGUAUAUUAAUUUAUAGAUUUAGCUGCAGAUCAAUAGCUCUCUGAUAAAAUUCAAGUAAAUGGUUGAUUUCAACCAAAUUUUUUCUUGCUGAGCUAAAGAUCUGCAACUACAUGUAAUAUAAAUUCAGCAAACACAUGUACAUUUCAAUGACUUAACAUAUUGUUAAAUAUCAUUAUUUUUUUGUAUUCAGGGAAGGCCACAUGAAACAUCUUUUGUUUUGAUGAGAAACUAUUU
This is a messenger RNA of Magallana angulata, 2669 nucleotides long. Its product is annotated as AFG1-like ATPase. The record is from RefSeq and is a predicted model, not a curated record. Gene Ontology annotation, cellular component: cytoplasm; mitochondrion. The transcript is spliced from 13 exons. Gene Ontology annotation, molecular function: ATP binding; ATP hydrolysis activity. The coding region runs from base 60 to 1499 and encodes 479 amino acids. NCBI's taxonomy places the organism in Eukaryota, Metazoa, Mollusca, Bivalvia, Ostreida, Ostreidae.